AUGGAGGGCGUUUGCCGAGCGUGGCGCCUGGGAUCCCUAGCUUCCUACGCUGCUACCCGAACACUCACCACCGAGGACUGGCGUUGGCCUGCGGGCUGGGAUCACCGCAUCGUUUCCACCGAGGCGUUCUACUGGGCGGUAAAGCGCCUAGGGCCCUACGUGACCGGGCUUCGGCUCGACGAUCGGCAGAUUGCGCGAGGGUUGCGCCCUCAGGUGGUAGCGAUCGCGGUCCGUAGCUGUCCACUUCUGACCCGUGUGGACUUGACGGGAGCUCGCGUUCGUCCAGCGGCCCUGAGGGACCUGGCGAGCGCGGCAUUGGCGUUAACAGAACUAAGAGUAGGUCAAAGCUUCGGUAGUGUGGAGUCCGAGCUCUCGGCGCUGCUCGCGCCCGCGUCGCGCCUUGCGGUUUUCGUGGCAUCAACCACGGAAUUCGCGGGGGUGGCGUUGAUGCGGAUAUCGCCGGGACUUCGUGAGCUGCGACUGAAGAGCUGCGAGGGGGUAUUGUCGGCACCUGUGGGCGCGGCUCUCGCUGCAUUAACUUGUCUCUCCGCGGUUGAGCUUACGCAAUGUCGUUCCCUCACAUCCGAGGAGCCGUUACGUGCGCUUGUGGAAAACGAAUCGCUGCACGUUACGUUGAGGGAACUGAUCAUCACCGACGUCGAUUUCUCGCCUUUGCCGGACGAAGAACAAGAAGGGGAAAUCGAGGCACCCAGGAUGCUCGACCCACAGUUCAUUGAGUUGCAAAUAGGCCCGGCGGAGACAGCUCGCACAGUCGCAGAAGUGUUCACCGAACUGAGAACAUUAACCACCAUGUUCUGUGGAUGGGUGGCGAACGCUUUCGUUAUCAAUAUCGGGAGCCACUUGGUGAGGCUCACCGAAUUAGACCUAUCAGGCUGCUCGAACAUUCGCGGCCAGUUCGCAUUAGAACCACUAUCCACCUUGCCAGAGCUGAUACGAUUGACGAUCAACAACCUACAUCCCUCCGUGGGCGGACAGGUACUGGGGAUAAUCGCCAGCCUGGAGGAGAUACGAGCCCGGGACAGCCAAGGGAUCAACGAUGAGGACGUCUCUGGAGCUGCCACGGGGUGCCUCCGCCUGAGAAUAUUGGACGUGGAGGGAUGCCUCGCGGUGACGGAUCGCACUCUCCACGGAGCAACGGAAAUCGUCCGCAGGCAAGGAAGAACGGCAUUGCUCAGACUCAGUGUCGGUGGGACGAGUGCCGGUUGUUGGACCACCGUACGACCGAGCCUGGUCCUCCAUAUAAUACGCGAUAGAGUUUAUGCGCCGAUUCUACAUUGGUUAAUCACAUCGCGACGCGUGGCGUGA
Osmia bicornis bicornis is the source of this 1326-nucleotide messenger RNA. RefSeq lists its product as uncharacterized. Gene Ontology annotation, biological process: SCF-dependent proteasomal ubiquitin-dependent protein catabolic process. The record is from RefSeq and is a predicted model, not a curated record. The transcript has a single exon. Lineage: Eukaryota; Metazoa; Arthropoda; Insecta; Hymenoptera; Megachilidae. Gene Ontology annotation, cellular component: SCF ubiquitin ligase complex. Bases 1 to 1326 code for a protein of 441 amino acids.